AUGUUGCGCUGGCUGUUGCUGUGGAUGACUGUGGUGGUGGUCACAGCUCUGGAUGAGCGGGAAUUCGAUCCACAGGUGGCACCUCCUCAACGCUUAGUUGCGAAACCCUUUCAACUGUGGCGUAGCUUGGCGAGUCAGGUGCGUCUGGUCCUCAGUCGCCUUCAACCGAGUGCCCCCACUCCUCCCACCGUUAAGACCAGGAUGGGUACUACCACCACAACUCCAGAGCCAGAACUGCAGUUCUAUGGAGCUCUGAAUCCCAUAUAUCAAGCGGGAAACUUUUAA
This is a messenger RNA of Drosophila biarmipes, 285 nucleotides long. RefSeq lists its product as uncharacterized. The record is from RefSeq and is a predicted model, not a curated record. The transcript is spliced from 2 exons. NCBI's taxonomy places the organism in Eukaryota, Metazoa, Arthropoda, Insecta, Diptera, Drosophilidae. Bases 1 to 285 code for a protein of 94 amino acids.